AGGAGCAAACAGAGUAGGUGGUGACCAUGUUCCGAGCAGAGACCUGGUUCCGGGCCCAACGGUACCUGUCUGCCACUGUACGGAGGAGCAGUACCUGGAGAAACCCGAAGGGCUGCCUGGCUGAUCGUGUGGCCGUGGUCACAGGUUCCACCAGUGGGAUCGGCCUGGCUGUGGCUCGGCGUCUGGCCCAGGACGGGGCCCAUGUGGUGAUCAGCAGCCGGAAGCAGCAGAACGUUGACCGUGCCAUAGCCACGCUGCAGGGUGAGGGCCUCAGCGUGUCGGGAACCGUGUGCCAUGUGGGGAAGGCCGAGGACCGUGAGAGACUGGUGGCCAAGGCUUUGGAGCACUGUGGGGCUGUAGACUUCCUGGUGUGCACUGCAGGGGUCAAUCCCCUGGUGGGGAGCACUCUGGGAAGCAGUGAGCAGGUGUGGGACAAGAUUCUGGACAUCAAUGUGAAGUCCCCGGCUCUGCUGUUAAGCUUGUUGCUGCCCCAUAUGGAGAAGAGGGGUGGAGUCGUCAUCCUGGUGUCUUCUAUUUCAGCCUACAAUCCAGUAGUGGAACUGGGUGUCUACAACAUCAGCAAAACAGCUCUGCUGGGUCUCACCAGGACACUGGCACUGGAACUGUCCCCCAAACACAUUCGGGUGAACUGCCUGGUUCCAGGCAUGAUCAAUACUGAGUUCAGCAAAGCGUUCCAAGGGUAUGAGGAUUCUGUCUGGGACCAGCUCAAGAAAACCAACAAGAUCCAGAGGAUCGGGCAGCCUGAAGAUUGUGCAGGCAUCGUGUCGUUUUUGUGCUCCCCAGAGGCCAGCUACAUCACUGGCCAGAACAUCGUGGUGGCCGGCUUUUCCCCUAAGCUCUGAAGAGGCUGGGUUUAGGGUGUGGGCAGGGGUGCAGACCUAUGGCUUUUAGCUAGCAAUCUCAGGUUGGCUGGGCUAGAUCUUGGGCAUAGAGGCCCGGGAAGUGGCUCAAAAGGUGGCUCAGGCUUUGUAUGUAUGAGUUUUGUAUAUGCCUGAGUUUGAUGCUUGAUACCACUUGGUGCCCCAAACUUCCCCUGGAGUAAC
Messenger RNA from Suncus etruscus (white-toothed pygmy shrew), 1064 nucleotides. RefSeq names its product dehydrogenase/reductase SDR family member 2, mitochondrial-like. The coding region runs from base 27 to 863 and encodes 278 amino acids. Gene Ontology annotation, molecular function: carbonyl reductase (NADPH) activity. The transcript has 8 exons. The record is from RefSeq and is a predicted model, not a curated record. Lineage: Eukaryota; Metazoa; Chordata; Mammalia; Eulipotyphla; Soricidae.